AUGGCCGACGCUCCACCACCUCCUCCACCACCUCAUGGAGCCAACCCAAAGUCAACGUCCAGCGGUCUGCCAGAGGGCAACUAUGACAUCUUCAUCAUUCCGCCUCACAGCUCGGGUUCUGGUUUCCUGUACCUGCCUUCGCUGCAGCCCCAACGCAACUCGUUCAUCGCGGGUUUCGCAUGCGCCGUCUUUUGCUACCUGGUAUGGAUAACGGCCGUGCCAGUCCUAGGCCAAUGGUUGUCCGUCAUUGCUGCGAGUGGAAGUGCCGGUGUGCUUCUGCUCGUCGCUGGCGUAGGCGCCGUUGCAUGGGCCUUUGGAAAGACUCAAGGUGAAAGCAAGCACCAAGGUCCGCACAGCCCACCUCCCUCUGACGGUGCUGGACCACAAGGGAACACAGGCACAGAAGGAGGAAGCAAGCACGGCAAAAGUCACAGUGGUCCUUACAAUGCGUCGCAUUCCUCAGGUGCAGACUACACACAUUCCGCACCACCUCCGCGCACUCCUCGACAAGACNUACCCGACUCCUCCCCCGAGACAGGAAUACAGAUCACCUCCACAGUCAGAGUAUUACUCACAACCACCACCUGGGCACAACGCUCCUCCGCCUCGACCCCAACCCCCACCAGAAUACAAUGCUCCCCUCAACACACCGCUCCGCCGCCUCCCAAUUCUCCUCCGCCCACAACGAGACCCCCUACAAAUCCACAACCAAAAGCGGCUCCUACACCACAGCCCAAAACUGCUCCACCGCCAGCCGCUUCACCAAGGUCUGCAUCAGAUGCUGCAGCAAGCUGGGAAAAGGCCCGUGAAGAAACUCGUAAGAGGGAGGAGGUCAGAAAGAAGGCAGAGGAGCAGAAGAAGGUCCGCGAAGAAGCGCUACGAAAGAAGGAGGAAGCCGAACGACAAGCCAGAGCAGCUGCCGAAAAAGUCAAGUGGGAGCAGGCCAGGGCGCGUGAGAAGGAAGCCCGCGAGCGAGAAGCAAGAGAGCGCGAGCUCAAAGACAAGGACACUAAAGACAAGGAUGUCCGGGAGAAGGAAAAGCGCGAGCGUGAGGCCCGGGAGCGGAUUGCAAGGGACAAGAGGGAAAAGGCUGCCGCUGCAGCAGAAGCAGCAAAGUCACCACCCAAGCCCAUCACACCUGCCGCCAAAAAAUAUGAGCGUCCCAGUGCGCAAAGCUAUGCCAGUACCGAGACCACAAGUGCUUAUGACGCCCGUACGGUCAUGUCUUCCUCGACGGCAUCGUCCUACACAGAAACACUGUCUUCAUACGCACCAUCGACUUCUACCGCACGAACCAGUCCGCCUCCCGAGUAUCGUGGACCAUACAACACAUCUGACCCAGACAAGAUAGUCAUGAAGGCUGUCUACAUGUACAACAAUACUGCACCGAAGAAGCCCAUAAGCCAACUCGUCAGCGGUGAAGCCAAUGUCACCGAUGGCCUCGUCUUGCGAAUGAGCACCGAAGGCCUGUUCAUUGACGAUGACGUACGCCAUGUUCCACAGCGCGAAUGGGACAUCAAAGCCUGGAGCCUCAAGGGCAUCGAGAAGGGAGUUCUGAACCCUCAUUGCAUGUUGCGUGCCACCAUCAGAGACAUUGAAGGCAAAUACUGCAUUUUCGUCAUCCCAUCAGAUCAAGGAUGGAAGAUCGACAACGGAUUGGCUCGUCUGCGCAAAGGUAACUUGGUCCGCAGCAUGGGGAUGGGUAGCAUCAAGGCACCAGAGAUGAAAGGUUUGCUCAGCGACCUUGGUUGGAUCUGA
Messenger RNA from Aureobasidium uvarum, 1758 nucleotides. The record is from the annotation of a GenBank genome assembly. NCBI's taxonomy places the organism in Eukaryota, Fungi, Ascomycota, Dothideomycetes, Dothideales, Saccotheciaceae.